Nicotiana tabacum (common tobacco) is the source of this 1704-nucleotide messenger RNA. Its product is annotated as UDP-rhamnose/UDP-galactose transporter 3. The record is from RefSeq and is a predicted model, not a curated record. NCBI's taxonomy places the organism in Eukaryota, Viridiplantae, Streptophyta, Magnoliopsida, Solanales, Solanaceae.
AGGGGUGGGGGUGAGGAGUGAAAGGAAAGCAGCGAGUAUUAAGCGUCAAAUUUUUAGAACGUCGAGGGAGGCAGGCCGUAAAUCGUAGAAAAAACACACACACACACACACUCUCUCUCUCCUCCAAUUCUCCAAAAUUCAGAUCUUCACUUAAUUCCCUCUUACUUCUGUCCUCUCACACGCAAAGAAACACAUCCCACAUGCCCCCUCUCUCUACAGGACAAAGCAAAGUGAGUAACUUUUACUGACACGAGAGAGAUAAUUAUUAGUACUACUAAUAUAGGUAGCAAUCCCAUUCAUCAGUUUGUCACAUUUUCUGGAUCGGCAUUUCCCACAAUUUGAGAUUCAUUUCUGCAUUGAUCUCUGUUGUCUACUUUGUUUUGUCCUAAAUUCCUGCCCCUCUCUGUAACGAGUUGGGUGGGUGGGUGGCUAGAUCUUUGCUCAAUUUUACUUGAGCAUAUACAACUGAAUUUAGUUUAAUUGUGUUAGCAAUAUGGAGAGCGAGAAGAAGGUUUCUCCGGUAUCCGACGUGGGGGCAUGGGCGAUGAACGUUGUUAGUUCGGUGGGAAUUAUUAUGGCCAACAAGCAACUUAUGUCGGCCAACGGUUAUUCUUUCACCUUCGCUACAACGUUGACUGGGUUCCACUUUGCUGUGACGGCGCUUGUUGGGAUGGUGUCAAAUGCCACGGGUUUUUCCUCAUCAAAGCAUGUACCUUUGUGGGAACUUAUCUGGUUCUCAAUUGUCGCAAACAUGUCUAUCACAGGGAUGAACUUAAGUCUGAUGCUCAAUUCAGUUGGAUUUUACCAAAUCUCAAAGUUGAGCAUGAUUCCAGUGGUUUGUGUGAUGGAAUGGAUCCUUCAUAGUAAGCGUUACUCGAAGGAGGUUAAAAUGUCGGUUGUGGUGGUUGUUAUCGGUGUGGGUGUUUGCACAGUAACUGAUGUCAAGGUUAAUGCCAAAGGUUUUAUUUGCGCUUGUGUUGCAGUUCUGUCGACAUCAUUGCAGCAGAUUUCAAUAGGUUCUUUGCAGAAAAAGUACUCAAUUGGAUCCUUUGAAUUAUUGAGUAAAACAGCUCCGAUACAAGCUUGCUCCCUCCUUGUGCUUGGUCCUUUUUGCGACUAUUAUCUUAGUGGAAAUCUAUUACUAGACUACAAGUACACUUCUGGCGCCAUUUUCUUUAUACUCCUGUCGUGUUCGUUAGCUGUUUUCUGCAAUGUGAGUCAGUAUCUCUGCAUCGGGCGAUUCUCUGCAGUUUCCUUCCAGGUUCUAGGCCACAUGAAGACAGUGUGUGUGCUGACUUUGGGCUGGUUGCUCUUUGAUUCGGCAUUGACUCUUAAGAACAUUUUGGGUAUGCUUGUUGCUGUCGCCGGCAUGGUGAUCUAUAGUUGGGCUGUGGAGGUUGAAAAAUCCAACACCAAGAGUCCCCAUGCUGCCAAAAACAGCUUGACAGAAGAGGAGCUGAGAUUAUUGAAGGAGGAAAUGGAGAAGACUGACGUUGAAGUCGGUCAGUCCAAGGCCUAAAUUGAGGUCUCUAUUGUUAGCCAUCACGUAAUAUAGCUUUUUGGAUCAAUUUGCAUGUAGUUUAUACUAUUUGUUGCAUUAUUCAUUGGACCUCCUACAUUUGGUCCCAAUUUGGUGACCUUGGAUUGUUUUGAAUAGUUACUGAAUAUUUUGUUCUUUAUCCAAGUCCGCUAGGGUUCAUACCA